UACGCCAAAAUCACGAGAGACAAUAGAAGAAGAAGAAGACUGGUGGUUUGAUUGGAACAACAGUCCGAUUAAAACACAAACUAGUGCAAUAGAAUCGUAUCGUAGCGUUGACGACGAUUCAAUAGCGAAAAGGGAGACGACUGUAAAUAAAGAUUCUGGAUUUUCCAAUGUAACACGAAAGACGAGCACGUCCACCACCACGACGACGACGACGACGACGACGACUCGUAUCAUUUCCGAGUCGUUUUGCAGCGCGCAAGACAAGAGGGCACGUGUCGCAAAACGUGUACAUUUUGAUUCAUUACCAACGAGUAAAAAAAUGAAAAAGGACGAUGAAAAGAUUUGCACAACAAUUGCGACAACAAGGAAAAAUGUGCUCGACAACGCGGAUACAGACGUUGAGUCCACAGCGACAAAGACGAGCACGUAUGAAAUCGUAAAAAAUACAAAAAGCGCAUCGACAAACGAGACGGAGAAAAACGACGUGACAACGAGAAAAUUGUAUCGCGACUCUGACGUUGGCGUAACGCUGAAAGAUUUAGGUUUCAACAAACAAAUAAUGUCGUGGAUUAACGUUAUUCGACAGAAACCAAUAAUGUCCGCGAUGCCUAUUACCAAAGACGAGUUGCUUGAAAGACACGGCGAUUUAAAAGACUUCGAACGUGAAAUUCUCGACAAAUUUUACAAAGCCGUCGAGUUGAUGCCCAUAUCGAUGCUUGAACAGUUUCCAAACUUUGACCCAAUUUCUUACGCCACAUUGCAGUGUUUGCGUCAACAUGUAAAAGCUAAAAUACGCCUUGUACAAACAACACUGUCGAAAUUAUCAAAGAAAGAUGAAACGGUAUACGACGCGCCGGUAGAGACACUUGUUGCUGUUGAUGCUGCUGCUGCUGCUGAUGGGUCUGCACCGUCCAACGCACGAGAAACAUUACGUUCCGACAUGUCUGAGACUCAUUUCCAAAACGACCACGCCACGUUUCGCGCACCGCGCACCUCGGUAUCCAAAUGCACUCUCGCACCCUUUCCUCGUCGUCGAAGCUCGGUUAGCGUAACGAACGCGUAUAUCGAUGCAAAGCAACAAGAGAACAAGGACGAAAUGGUAAAACCUACGGCAGCUGUUAAGCCACUUGAAACUACAAUUUCAACGAAAAGGAGUACUUUUAAAUUGAAAAGACCUAUAAAAACAAUCAUGAGUCCAAACGUUUGUAAAACAAUAGCGGAAAUGUGGAAUCAACAACGAGUGUCUACCGAGACGCGAAAUAUUUCACCGGCGUCCGCGUAUGUCGUCGCAAAGGAUCCCGUUCACGAUGAUUUUAAACAGCUGUCGAACACGGAGAAAACGACGCAAAAAACGUUCGUCGCGAACAGUCGGGCGACGCGGACGGCACCGAGCUCAGGUAUGGGCCGUGUUGAAAGCGUUAUCGGAACAAUCGACAGCUCUUUCUCAAUGACGCAAGACAUUGAACAAUUUCCGGCUUUAGGAGAAACGUGUAAUAUAGACACAAGCGAGGGUGUUACAAAAUGGUCAAAGAUGAGUUGGACACAACGCGCGGCGUACGUGGAUGACACGAUAAAAUUUGCGGUAGCGAAGAAUGGCGUGGAAUAUGGAACGUUUAUUGGAGAUUAUAAAAAUGACGGUACCAGUGGAGAAUUUGACAAUACGACGUACAAACAUUCGUUAAGAAUGAUCGAGACAUUUCGGCAGAUAUUCGGUUUGCAAACGUUUCGACCGAUUCAGUUUCAAGCUGCGAACGCGGCACUGUUAAAGUUCGAUUGUUUCGUCUUAAUGCCGACCGGAGGUGGAAAAUCACUUUGCUUACCUGCAAUGCUGACGCGCGGGUUAACGAUCGUUGUCUCACCAUUGAAGAGUCUUAUUUUGGACCAAGUGAAAAAACUCGUCUGGCUCGACAUUCCCGCGACUCAUUUGUCCGGCUCUACAACGACGAGGCAAGCAGAGGCGAUAUACAGGGAACUCGCUAAGAAAGACGACCCCACUCUCAAAAUAUUAUACGUCACACCGGAAAAACUGUGUGCGUCGUCAAAAUUUUGCAACGUUCUGACCAAUUUGUACGAGAGAGAGCUGUUGACGAGAUUCGUCAUUGACGAGGCUCACUGUAUCAGUCAAUGGGGUCACGAUUUCAGACCGGCGUAUAAAAAAUUGAACAGUCUUAGAGAUCGUUAUCCCAAAGUACCGAUGAUGGUUUUGACCGCGACAGCUACGCCGCGCGUUAGAACAGAUAUUUUGCGUCAAUUGCACAUAACUAAACCAAAGUGGUUCAUGUUGAGUUUCAACAGGCCAAAUUUAAAAUACAGCGUACGCGCGAAGCAAGGCAAAACGUGUUACACUCAAGUUGCGACCUUGAUAGAAACGACAUAUCCCGACACUUGCGGCAUCGUGUACUGCUUAUCGCGCAAGGAUUGCAACGAAUGUGCCGAGUUGUUGCGAAAACGCGGCAUUAAAGCGUCAAGUUAUCACGCGGGAAUGUCGGAUAACGAAAGAACAGACUGUCAAGAGAAAUGGUUCGUCAACGAGAUACACGUUAUAUGCGCGACUAUAGCCUUUGGAAUGGGUAUCGAUAAACCGGAUGUGCGUUUCGUGAUACACGCAACGCUACCAAAGUCUAUAGAAGGCUACUAUCAGGAAAGUGGUCGCGCCGGUCGUGACGGCGAGACGGCGGCGUGCAUAUUAUUUUAUCGUUACGCAGACAUGUACAGAAUCAGAAAAAUGAUCGAACUAGAUAAUCCAAAUCCACAAGUUUGCAGUACUCACAUGGCGAAUUUGUUUGAAAUGGUAACGUUCUGCGAAAACAUUACCGAUUGCCGUAGAUCGUUACAGCUGACGCAUUUUGGAGAAACAUUUAACAAACAACAAUGUCUCACGACGGAACGAACCACGUGUGAUAAUUGCAGCAGCAGCAAGGAUGAGAUUACGUGGUUGAACGUUACCGAAAUGGCGAGAGAUAUUGCGAGAGUUGUGAGAGAUAUCAACGAUAACAAGCGUCGCAAGCUCACGCUCAUAUUUCUGACGGAUAUUGUCAAGGGCAGUAAGCUGAAAAAGAUUCGACAAUCAGAUCUUACAAAAGAUCCUUUAUACGGUCGCGGUAAAUCGUGGAACAAGAGUGACGUGGAACGUCUCAUGCAUCAUAUGGUCGUGCAAGAUUACUUACAAGAAUAUAUGCAUACGAAUAGCGAGGGUGUCUGCGCGUACGUAAAACUUGGAUCGAAAGCGACGGAACUUUUGACGAGAAACGCCACACAGAUGGAAAUUUCAAUGAGACGCGCAAUGAAACGUAGUACGCGCGGUGUAUCUAAUAAAGUUUCAACAGUCGCAAAAAAACUCGACAACGUUGUGAAAGACGUGCAAGCUCGUUGCUAUGCCGAAUUGAUUGAAAAAAUAAGAGAACGUGCCGCGACCGUGAACGUUUCUGCUUCUUCCAUAAUGCACGUGAUUGCUAUCAGAGCAAUGAGCCAGCGUUUGCCGGAAACCAAGGAAGCAAUGUUUGAAAUACCGUACGUUACCGAGGCAAAUUUUGUUAAAUAUGGCAAAGCGUUGUUGAACAUUACGCAGAAAUACGCAGCCGAAAAAACAGCACUAUUAACGAAGAGGGAUGCGAAACGGAUUGACAAUAGUAACGCGGCGCGUCGAGAUGACGAUACGUCCACGUGUUUUCGCAUCGGUACCGUCGCUAGUCGCGGUACGCGUGGCGAGAAACGAAAAUGUGACGAUGGAUCUACCGACGACGUACCGUUGGCAUUACCCGCCGAUGAAAAGUUUAACCAGUUUAACCGAGGUGCCACAACAAGAUCAAACAGAGUAUAUAUCGGCGCGAAUGAACCUGCGUACGUAAAUAUUACCUCGCGUUGCGCUGCUAUCGAAAUGGAUUCGACUAGAGUUCACAUUGAACCAUCGUUGAUUCACGAUUGGGUAAAACAUUUACGUCGACGUGAAAAGGAACAGCAUCUGAAGCUAGUGUUCGCCAGGACAACGCUGGAAUUUCCCACGGCCUUUAACGAACUCAAAGAGUCGACCGUGAAAAUCAUCUUCAAACUGGCCAAUUGUUUAAAGCUAGAACCGAAAGUCAAGUAUAUGGCCAUUGAACUGUACGACACAUUUAUGCGCACGUACUUUUGGAAAAUCUAUCGAGAAAAAAUUGAGAAAAAUUGGUCCGAUUCCAAGUGGUGUAAAGUUUGCAAAAAAUUCUCCAAUCGCAACGAUUUGCAUUUGAUGUCGCGUUUUCAAUUGGCCAGUAAAAUGGAGUGUCGAAAGUCAAACAGUUGCAGUAGAAUAUCGCAGAUUCUCAAUAUUCUACGAUUGAUGAACAAAAACGUCGAGUAUACGCCGAGCAUGAUUGCUUCCUCGGAGAGACGUGUGUUUCAAAUGGUAGAUUUUAAAAUACCCAUGUACACUUUGGUGCAUUCCAUCGAGACUGUAUUGGCGGCGACGGGUUUCGACGACGAGCGUGAGCCAAAAAUGCUCAGCACUUCACUGGAAUUGUUGGAUUUGGCUUAUCUAACGGUCCUACAAUACGCCGAAUCAUACGCGGUACAAUUGCCGCCGAUCGAUCGUGACGAAGAACAACGUCUGGACGACGAUAGCCAGGCGAACAUUCGGCUGGCAAAAGCGAUCUCGGUGUGCGAAGAAGGACGAUUGCGCACUUGGAAGAGAUGCGUCGAUACGACGAUCGACAACCCGAUCGACGGCACGACAAUGGCCACGGCCCUUGUCACAGUGACGCAACAAUGCAGCGAGGAGGGACCGAUGCCACCGCCCUACCGCAUCGUCAUAGAUGUAAACGAGGAUGGCAUUAGAGCCAGAUCGUAUCUCCAUAAUUGCAACGCGGCAGCCGACAACAACAACGAUCGCGAUGAAACGAUCGUUGAUGAACGAGCGGCGAGAGAAGAAACGGCAGCGACGGCGGCGCGACAGCGACGCGAAAUCGAAGAGCUGCCACGAUUGUUAACCUCGCGAUUGCACCGCGGUGACCGAGAGAUUGGCCAGGUGACUCCAAUAAAACCGACGGCGCAAUCGCCAAGACAGCGCGAGCAAGGAGUGAUGACGCCGAAGAUGGUGACCCAGCAGCAGCAGCAGCAGCCGCGACCAGAGACAUCAAUGCCAAGCGAAGCAAGUGGAUGUCAACGGACAAACGGGGCAGCGAGCGGCAUGGAAAACGAUUCCGAAGCGGAAUCGAUGUCAACCCCGACAAGCGAGAGAUCGAACGCAACAACACCGCCGAGCGAGGCAACGUUAAGCAGACCGGCGAGCCGGCGGACGGAGGGGUCCGAAAGCGGGGAGAUAGGGCCGGAACAACGGCAACGGAGCGACGGACGCAACAACGAUGACGAGGUACAACAGGCGAACCUCGCGGAGCAGGCGACCUACGAGAUCGCGACGACCGAUCAAAUUAGAUCCGCAACAACUGUCGAAGCAAUGGGCGCAAUGGUCGAGGUGGAGGAGGAAGAGAACGCACCACCGAACGAAACAACAACGAGAACGAUGACCAAUCGAGACGCAACACCGCCCAACGUGCGAAACGACGUUGCGACAAGUGAUUCGCAUCCGAUCGCGACGCAAAACGAGGGCAAUGAGAGCGAAUACUGCUUAUCAACCAGCGGCGAACGCGAGAGCGCCGACGAAGACGAAGAGGAAGCAGCCGACAACAUUGACGAUCGCGACAACGACGACGGCCAUGAUGACGGCCACGACGCCGGAGACGGCGACGAGAAGGCCGACGAGAUAAAAGAAAAUGACCGUGGGUACGUCAGAUAUCAACGGGAGACGAGUCCAAUGAUCACGGUCGAGGAAGUCGGGCGCCGUAAAGCGUUCCAAACAGCGAGAGCAAUCAACCACACCUUGCUGCGGGAAGAGAUUAGAGAGAAGAAACGCAAUCAACGCGCGAACAAGCGCAAAGCGCUAACCGUACCGACGGAGGCUGACCAGCGAUCGACCGCGAUGGCAAAAACCAACCGGCGGGCGAACGAGGGAAAAUCGUCCAAAUUCGAACUGACAGAAAAGAUGGGAACAUUCACGGAUAAACAACUGCGAAACGUGGCAAUAUCGAGAAUCACGUUGUCACCACGAACAGCGGCGGCUCUAAAAGACGCGAUCCAUAUAAACCAAGGUGUAUGGGCGACAAAACCGCGCCCGAUAAGAGGGCCGGCAGUGAAGCCUCAACCGGAACGACAACCAGAAGCGGAAAACCGAGAGUUCCAACAGGACAAGGAUCCGGGAACGAGUGGACUGUCGACGACGACCAGCACGACCGCGACAACGAUGUCGCGAGGGACGCGGAGGACGUCCGAAUCGGGAGCGUCGACAAUCGCAAAAAGGUGA
This is a messenger RNA of Temnothorax curvispinosus, 6331 nucleotides long. RefSeq lists its product as uncharacterized. Gene Ontology annotation, molecular function: 3'-5' DNA helicase activity; nucleic acid binding; ATP binding. Gene Ontology annotation, cellular component: nucleus; chromosome; cytoplasm. Gene Ontology annotation, biological process: DNA replication; double-strand break repair via homologous recombination. The record is from RefSeq and is a predicted model, not a curated record. NCBI's taxonomy places the organism in Eukaryota, Metazoa, Arthropoda, Insecta, Hymenoptera, Formicidae.